UUACUGUAAGUUCAAGUGUUCAAGCUAUCUGAGGAUCAAUUCCGACAGGAAAGCUUCCACGAUAUCGGGGUGGUUGUCUUAGAGAUAGGAAUGAUGAGAACUGUAACGUUAUCCUAGUUUACAUCCCGCGGGGGCUUUUUAAUCUGUUUGAACACAUUGCUGCUCUCUCACCUUGAGAAUAAAUAGACUGACUUUGAAGUCGAAAACAUCGCUGAGAUUCAAAUAGAUUUCGAGGAAGUCAGUAACUCAUUUCGUUUUCGGGACCGACUUGUCAACUAGGAGUCUCGAUUGCUCAGCUUAGAUCACGAGUACAGGCUGGGCGAUUCAUACUUCACGAAGAAGGAAGGCCUAUUGUUGGUCUCCAAAGCGAAAAAGUCAUUGUAGUCGUAGUUGUUUCCUCAUUUGCUAAUUAUUAGAGAAUGUUUGCAGUCCUAUCGGCGGUACGGUCUGUAUCCCAAGCACAUGCAUGGGACAUUCUGGGGGAUACCAUUUAUGCACUAUCCAGCAAGAUUGCGUGAAUUGUACUCAAUCAGACCUAGGCAGGUGUUGGUGUCGGUGGCUUGCCACGCAAGCUCUGUUUCUUGCAUAGAAGCUGCUGUGAUCGGCUAGUUUCUUCUAUAUCAGCAGAAUUUCCUUCACUUCUCUUAAAUCAGAAGACUACUGUGGCAUUUGCAAUCUAAACUUGGACGAUUGGGAGUUUAAAUCGGGUUUCUGAAGUUAAUGGACAGUAAACGGUAACUGGAGACCAUUCUGUACUUUUCUUCCUUUCUUCGUGCGAGUCGCAUAACUGCUAUCCCCACAGAAUCAUUUGCGACGAUGGCUCUUGGCUUCGACCAUUUUAAUCAUGAUAGAAGAGGAGAUGAGAGCAGGAUCUCUCGUCGUCUGCCUUCUACUUCGAGGAGGAGCACACAGAAUAUUCACGCCGUUACUGGAGAGGAGUCCUUGGCCACUUUCAAACGAUACAGGAAGGCACGACCUUAUGUUCGCUCAAGCACGCACAAAUUGAAGUGGACGCUUGACCUGCACCAAAGUUUCAUGUGCGCCGUGAAUCGGCUGGGCGGAAAAGACAAAGCCACGCCAAAGAGGAUUGUCCAAUGCAUGGGUAGGGACGGAAUCACCAUAGCUCACGUCAAGAGCCAUCUUCAGAUGCUGCGAACCGGAAGGAUUAAUGAAGAAGGGAUGAGCAGUGCCGACUCAUUUCCAGUAGCGGAUCGCCAUCCAGAAGAUUCUGAAUCCUGCAUGACGAACCUAUCCCCUACUGAGCGACAGGCAGAUCUCUUGAGGGAAGCAAUUGAAGUGCUCAAGGAGCUACAGUCGCGGAAGUAUGGACUACUUUUUGGAGCAGCGGAAGCUGAGACGUUGCAGAGAAGAGUUGCUGAUAGUGAAGCUUUCCACAAGCAUCUGGAUAACCUUGAGACUCACAUGUUUGUCCCCGGAAAGCCGCUGGAUGAUGUCGUAUCCGAAGAGACGUCGACGACACCUUUCUGGAAGCGUGCUCAGCAUGUGGACGCCGUCGAAUGCGCCACCGGCAGAUACAGAAACGAUGAGGAGCCCCUGGAGCUGAAUCUUACGAUGGCUACUGGAGCACGGCAUCUCAGACAUCACUGAGGUGGUUUCAACAGCGGUAACCAACAUCGUGAACCUCGCCAACAGAGCCAUCUGUACAUACGAUGAUCGUGGACACGGUGUUUGGAUUGCUAGUUUGAUUUUGUUUCACGCGAAACAAAUUGUAAUUGUAUACCAAUUUUUUAUAUCCAAACGGAGAAUGCUCAGUAGAAUCACUCGCCUCAAUUGGGUUCAUUGUCACUUUAGGCAUGUUCGAUAUUUCCGAUGAAUCAGCAUCAGGAUGUACACGAGAUAUCGAGCUAGUAACGAUCUUCACAAGGCUUAAGAAGCUAGAUUUUUUUGUGUACACAGAUUAUGGGUCCAGUAAAUGAUAAGCUGGAUUUGCACAGGAUCAUAAACUCUAGGAAUCUGCUGCAAUCUAUAAGCAGUUCUCACCGUCACGAUAAAAAAAAGAAAGUGUUGAAUGGAUCAAGAGUUGUCACUCCAACCAAAACGUUAAUUCCCAGACGAGAUUGUCUUUAA
Messenger RNA from Physcomitrium patens, 2088 nucleotides. RefSeq lists its product as uncharacterized. Gene Ontology annotation, molecular function: DNA-binding transcription factor activity; DNA binding. The record is from RefSeq and is a predicted model, not a curated record. Lineage: Eukaryota; Viridiplantae; Streptophyta; Bryopsida; Funariales; Funariaceae.